Messenger RNA from Betta splendens (Siamese fighting fish), 4755 nucleotides. It is a transcript of the gene vegfba, whose product is annotated as vascular endothelial growth factor Ba. Gene Ontology annotation, cellular component: membrane. Gene Ontology annotation, biological process: vascular endothelial growth factor receptor signaling pathway; positive regulation of mast cell chemotaxis; sprouting angiogenesis. The transcript is spliced from 8 exons. Gene Ontology annotation, molecular function: growth factor activity; heparin binding; vascular endothelial growth factor receptor binding. Bases 985 to 1848 code for a protein of 287 amino acids. NCBI's taxonomy places the organism in Eukaryota, Metazoa, Chordata, Actinopteri, Anabantiformes, Osphronemidae. The record is from RefSeq and is a predicted model, not a curated record.
CCGUCUGGAAAAAGUUGGCAGUGCAAUGGUUACGCAGCGUGCGUCUCAAGGGCAGAGGAAACGAGGAAAGCGAUCACAACAACAAAUGAAGACUGCUACCUUUGCAGAGCGCUCUCUGCGUGCGUGCGUGCGUCUGCGGAUCCCCCGCCGCUCCUCCGCCGGCUCUGCCGUGGCCGCGCCGCCGCUGAAGUGGAGGCUGAUACCGUAGGUUUAUUUAUACCCGGAUAAAAGACGGGGAGAUGCGCCCGGAGGGGACACGUCACAUUUUCAGUGGGAGCGACUGUGUGGAGGAGCUGUGACCGAGCGGGGAGAGGAAUAUACGGCACUGGUCCCUCCGCACGUCGGGACAAAGCGCCGGAUCUGUGCGGGAUGAACGUCCUAUAGCUGGAUGAUGAUGAUGAUGAUGAUGAUGAUGAUGAUGAUGCGAUUCGUUUCAUCAGCCACACAGAGGAUUUUGUGAUCGCACCAUGUUACAGCGGGAGUCUGGAUGAUCCUUCAGUCACGCCACCCCGGACCCCCCACACCGGUUUUCUAGGAUCAAGACCAAUACACUGGCGAUUCCCACGUACAUAUAGUCAUUAAAAUAACGUAAUCACUUGAUAUCUGGAUUUGGGGGCUUUACGCUUUAAAUUACAUAGUGAUUUUAAAAAGCCUUAUUUGUCUGCUCCUAUAGGCUUUGUUAACAUCACUCCGGUGUCUCACUCAUUUAAAUAUCCAACAAACAAAUUGUCGAGUUGGAGUUGUUGACUGACUCCAAGUGUAAUUCAUCUUUACUGCGAAAUGCAGCAAACUAAAGUUAUUGCGAGGAGACUGACGAUGCCACCAUGGGAGUCCUUUCAGGGAAGGGAGACUGGGGAGUGAAAGCGGGAUUUCUGCGUCUUUAAGCAAGGAGACGGCAGGACAAGCCACCUUCUCUCGCUUUUUUUUUUUUUUUUUUGGAUUGGUCCAAAAAAUAUUCUUACGUGCCUCUCGGACUCCUGCACAAUGGGGAUUAUGCUUAAAGUUAUUCUAGGAAUGUUUCAAUUCCUGCUGCUCACCAGAAUACCGACGUCUCAUGCCAAGCUUGCUCACUGGCGGCCUACGGACUCAUCCAAAUCCAGGGAGGGUCGAGAAGUGCGACGGUGGCUGGAGGUGUACUCGCGGAGCAGCUGUGAGCCUCGGGACACGUUGGUGGAGGUUUGGAGGGAGCUGCCAGGUGAAACCCACCACCUCUUCAUCCCCUCCUGUGUGUCGGUGAGGCGGUGCGGCGGCUGCUGCCCCGACGAGGCCCUGGAGUGUGUGCCGUCGCUCACGCACACGCUCACCAUGGAGCUGAUGAGGACGUCCUUCAUGAGGCACGAGCUCGUGGAGCUGUCCUUUGUGGAGCACAGUCAGUGUGAGUGCAGAUUAAAAGAAGAGUUCCAGCCAUCACCCACCACAAGGCCCAAUGUGAAACCCUUAAGGAAAAAGAAGAAAAAGGAGCGAGGGAAGUCCAGACAGAAGACGAGUGGAGCCACUGCAGCAGCGACCGAAGCUCCUCCAACUCCUCCUCUCCCAUCCUCUCCUCCUUCAUCACCCCCUCCUUCAUCGCCUCCUCCUCCUUCAUCGCCUCCUCCUCCUUCAACGCCUCCUCCUCCCACACUUGCUUCCACCAGCCUUCCUCCCCUUCCCUCUCCAUCUUCACCUUCGGCUCCUUCCCCACCUCCACCUUCCCCUCAGAGGCCCCGUUGCCGCCCGUGCAGGAGGAGGAAGUGGGCGCUGGAUGCGACAUCUUGCCGCUGCCACUGCACCGUCACGGCUGAGAGCUGCAGCCAGAAAGGCCGGAGGUUCAACCCUCACCGCUGCAGGUGUGAUGCCGUGAGGACUUGAUGUGUCCACCCACUCUCUUUUCACCAUCAUCCUUCCCAUCUACGCCUACUGAUUUGUCGCCCAGUCUCAGCAUCACUGCCAUGGACCAAAUAGACGCUUGGACAUCCAGUACCUUUAACUUGAGGAAAUAUCCCCAAAAGCACUGACAAGAACCUGUUUUAGCUCUCUAGUGAAGCAACACAUGCAACAUUACAGUGUUGAUAUGCUGUAGGCCAUUGUGCGUGUGUUUGCAGACAUCAGACCAUUGUGUUGCUUGUUGUACAGACUUGUAUAGUCACAAAAACACAUCCCAUGAGGGAGGAGACGAAGGAGCCACAAGACUAAAAUGAGAGACAUCGGAAUAACCAAAUACAAUCACACAGUUGAUCAGCUGGAGGUCGGACUUGGUUGAGGUUGAAGUUCUGUUAGACUCAAUGUGAGGAGAACUUAAGAACUUAAAGGAAGUGGAUAGAUUUAAAGGUGUCACAUGUGUUAAUGCUGACGAGUCUUUGACGAGGAAAGUGAACAUGAGGAUCAGUUGCCAAGGAUGAGGACAAACGUACUGGUGGACACAUGCUCCGACGGAACAGACGGACCUGCAUAGGAGGCAGCACCCCAGCGUGCAUGGACCUAUAAUUGAGCUGAAUGCUGGAUGUGUGUGUUUGUGUGGUCUCCCCCAUGAAAGACCCAGAUGGGUUAUCCCUGCAGACGUUUUCUCUCAUUCAAAGAGUAUGACCACGAGCUGGCUCUCCGAGCCGCUCUCUGGCAUUUGUUUAAUUUGGGCCUUUUGUCUCCAUCUUUUCUCGACUGGAUUGAAAGCAGCUGCUUUUGUCCCUCUCUGCCUCUCAUUUAGGCAGUGAGGAGAAUGACAAUAAUGAGGUCUGGCGGCUGUCCACUCCCUUACACACAAACAUUCACACUUAUAAUAUAAGGAACGCAGGCAACACUGGCACACACACACACACACACACACACACACACACACACACACACACACACACACACACACACACACACACACACACACACACACACACACACUCACACACGCAAUGUGAAAUGAAUGCAGGUAGCCAUAAGCUUUUGUUCAUGACAUAUCUGCAGUUUGCUGCAAAGGCUUCAUUGAUUGAUUAUUAUUCUAUUAUAUUUCUUGUGUUUUGUAUUUUAUUAUAAUUCUGUCAAGCCGAUUGAAAGAUAUUCCACUUUGCAGAAUGUGUCUUCAUUUUGUUUUUGUUCAUUUUUAAUCCGUCUGUAUAAAGACUCACACUGGGUGGCCGUCUAUGUGCACAUUCGGCAUCUGAACUGAUACCCAAAUGUAUUCCAUUUUAACGGCUCACACAGGCCACAGAUGGGAAACUAUAUGCAUUAUAAUGUGUACAAACCGAGCAAACGGCCGUUCCCAGUGCGCUGAAAGGAAAACUGCUUUUGUUGUUGCAUGUUGGAGCAGAGAUGGAAAGCGUGUUAUUCAUUUGGGACGUAACCUGUUUAAAUCCGGCCUAAAUCUCACUGUUUAGCUCUGUGUCGGUUCACAACUGCUUGGCAACUGGGAUUUGAACUGUGGCUGUUUCAGAAAGGAUGAGGUCCCGGGCAGCUUGUCAGCCAGUGUGACGAGCUCAAGCCAGAGCUCUGCUGACGUGAAGAGGAUUCAUAAUGGCGGGUCAGCGAGUUGAAACCCAUUUUUCGAUACCCAUUCAGAGCCUGUGUCCUGUGUCAAAUGCUACCAGUGACGUCUUAUUUCCAUGAGAAACCAGCAUUCGUGCCCAGGUUUUGUGUGAUCCUGCCAAUUUAUGAAUAGUCUCCCAGAAACAUUGUUUAGUCCAGAGUUGUUUCAGUAUCUGGUGUGAUAAGCUCAGUAUUUAUACUCAACUGAUAUAGAUUAUUUUUUCCGCUCGCAAGCUCAUUGUUUGUAAUUGCUGUCAAUUAAUGUGUCAGAUCACUACCUCUAUAUUAUAACAUAUUAAUUACCAAGUAUUAGAGGAUCGUUGUUACUUUCUCUGUGAUAUUCUGGACCUGUUUAAUGAGGUAAAGUUUAUUUACAUUUAGCAAUAAGCACAUUCUCAUAUGUAGAGACUCAGAGUUGAUCGCCACCGGUUAGAGGAGCCUAUAGGAGUUUUCUUCAUGUGUCUUAAUGAACUGAAGGGAAGCAUUUUUCACAAGAUGAGAGCUGAGCUGGUUCUCUGCAGACCGGACACUGUGCGGUGACGUGAACAGGAGCCUUUGUAACCUGAAACAUACAGUGUUCCUUCUUGGCCUUUAUGGGAUGGUUUAAUGUUUUAAAGUACACCGAAUCACUUUCAUGGUGAGAGUUAGAUGAGGAGAUAGAUGCCAGUCUCUCACCCAUACGCUGAAUACGGAACUGGAUCCCGGUUAAUAAUCCAUUUCCGGGUCUGGAUUCAGAAUCAGACUCCAAAUAACAGUGAAAAGGUCAGAUCACAGACUAAUGGUUAAUUAGCUUGACUCAGCAUACAGACUUGAAAAGGAGGGAACAGGCUAACAUGGCUAAAUCUAUGUAGCACCACAUACUGUAUUAUAUUUGUCAUGUUUAAUUUGUUGAGGAACAACCAUGUGUGGUUGUAGACUGUGCUUUAUGCCAAACUAUUUGUUUUCCCUAAAGAUUUGUAACAAGAUGAGGAGGUCACUGACAUGAAAAAAAGUGUAAAGUACAUUUUAUCAAUUAUGUUAUUCUCUCACUUUUCUCCUCAUUGACAUCAUAUACAAUAUACUACAUGGAUACAAAAUCUAUUUUCACAUAAAAUGUUCUAAAACAAUGUGAGAAAGUGUAUUUACCCAAAGUUAAACCUAUCAUUUUUAAUUUCUGCUAAUGUGUUUAUUAUUUGCAUUUUUUCUUUCUAUCAACUUUCUAAACAAUUAGCAGCUUCUGAACAUGCAAAUAAAUGCUUAAAUAAACACACGCGUUCCCGAACCUCA